CUCAGCCUGCGCCCCGGGCUGGCGGCCCCCGCCGCGCCCCGCCGCGCGCUGCCGCUCAGACUGCGGGCGUCUCGGGGACCCCGUAGCCUCGGGACUGCCGCGCCCCGCAGGGCUACGGCGGCCAGCAUCGUUGCCAUGGCGACCGCCUGGCUGCCCCCACGCGUGUUCCUUCCCAUAGUACCGGGAUGGACUUGUAUCCCUGUGCCUGGCUGUACCAAUGCUUUAAACUGUUGAACUGGAGUUCUAUUCAGACUGACUGGAAGACUGCUGUCAUUGGCCGGAGCGGAAGGACGCUCUGGUCACCAGUGUGGCCACUCCCGGGAGCCUGGGAGAGUGAGCUUACGCCCACUCCUAGGGCCACACAGUGCCAGGCUGUGCAUCCAGUUCCUGAUGGCACUCAUCAUCCCUGCAGUGCUCCCGGUCCAGAAGCUUGUGAUCCCCCUUUUCCAGGUCUUGCUGUGUAGCCCGGGCUGCCUUAAACUCGCGGUAAUCCUUCUGCCUCAGCCUCCUGGUGCCGGAUAACAGGCGUGCACCACCACAGCCAGCUGCUCGCUUGGACAUUUUCAGACUGAAAGACUCGUCGAGCUCCCGGUCCGUGUGCAAGGCGCCUUCUGACCUAGCGCCAACGCUCAGUCCCUUCCUCCCGGGUGAAAAUGGGUAACACCCUAACUACUCCACGAAAGCGAGGACCCCUGAUUUUGCGAGCCCAAGAACCCCGGAGUACGAGCUCUGCUUCCGGGGAUCCCGAGCCAGGCCAGCAGGGGGCGCCGCUGCCCGGUGGUGUCCCGGCGCGGGGCGCGGUUUUCGCUGUUUUUUUGGGGGUGGGGUGGGGGUGGGGGUGGGUUUCGAGGACGCAGAGGCUGAGCGCGGCCCUCCGAAGCGCGGGUUCCGCGGACAUCCAGACCUGGCUGGGUUUAAUGCUUCGGUGGCGUCAGGUCGUGCAGUUGCGUCCGGAGCCGGGCUGGCGGCGCACACCUGUAAUCCUGUACCCAGGAGGCCGAGGCAGUAAGCUCUUCAGCCUGGGGUACGCAGCAAGCCCCUGCCUCAAGAUCCAAAAAGCCCAAAGAAAUGCAGAAACCAGGCACAGCCGGCCGCCCCAGGCGCUCUGUGCCCAGCGCGGGGCUGAGUCUCCCCGGGACCCGCACUGCUGCGCUUCCCACUUGGGCCACCAGAGUGCAUCUGAGGCAGGAAGGGCCGGGCAGAGGUGGGGUGUCCACAUCUGUCUCCCAGAGGCCAAAGCAGCAUGGGGCUUCACAGGACAGGGGGAUGGGCUGCAGGCCCAGCACUCGGGAGGCUGAAGCAGGAGGACUGCAUCUUCGGUCAACUGCAGGUUCGAGGGUCCUGGGUUCAAUCCCCAGAGACAGAAAAGAAAACGAGAAAAAGGCGGUUCCAUUCGGACAGCUGCAGCCUGAGACCCCUUACAAGGGAGCUGUCGGGUGCCAUGGGGACCCCCACCCUGGGGUCUACAUACAGCCCCACGGCGGCGGCUGCAGCCCCGGAGGGCUCGGCCUGCCUGGCCACGGUGUCUCGCGUCCUAGUGUAGGCGCACACAAGGCCAGCAGCGGCCACCAGGGUGCGCUGCGGUUCAGGUCCUGCUCCCGGCCCAGCAUUCCAGGCCACUACCACCAUGGGUCCUCUCUUCCCCAUAGGGUCCCAUGCUGCUUCUGGGAGGGGGAGCUCUCGCUCUGAGGCUGGGACGCAGGCUGCAGGAGGCUGAGGCAGGCUGAAGCAGGGGUUGGCUAGGGACACCAGGCACCGCAGCGACUCUUGGGCGGUGAGGAGCAGAGCCCCGGCCUGGCGUGGGAGUGCUGGCUGCCCAGGAGUACUUAGUACUUUUAUAAUAAGGCUGUUUAUUUGUUGUCUGCGGUAUUGGGGACUGAACCCAGGGCUUUUGCAGUGAGCCGCAUUCCCAGGCCCUCACCCCUCUCCCAGAGCUGCCCGGGCUAGGUUAGAGGCUGCAACCUCCCGAACCCCUGGAGGCCAAAGUCUGGCCGAGGGCCUGUGCCCUGGGCAUUCUGUCCCCACGCCCAUGUCCCCUUCCAGACCCGUGGUUUGCGGUCUGCUUUGUCUCUGUGGACCACUGCCCUCUGCCUGGGUGACUUAGCUGUCCCCCUGCUGGGCGGGGCUCCCAGGGCACCUGUCACCCACUGCCACCACACUGGCCAUCUCCUCUGACACCGUGGGGCUGGGCCCAAACCCCAGCCUGGGCUGAGCGCUGGUAGCCAUCCUGGACCUGUACCCCUGGACAGCAGCCGCCCCCAGCUGAGUCCAGCCGGGCUGGGGGGAGCCUUGGAGCUGCUCUCCUGGGUCCCAGGUCCUAGGGGCUCAGUCAUCCGGGCUGAGAUCAUUAUGGUGGGGUCCAGGCUGUGUCCCCCCAGCUCAGGCACAGUUACCCAGGACAGGUAUGGGGGGUGCAGCUCUGCCAGAGGGGUGAGGGGCACUGCUCCCACAAUCUGUGCUGGCCACAGAGGAGGGGACCCGGCCCAGGAAGGCCCUGGGGUGCAGCCCACAGGGCCAGGCUGGGGCCUCCCCAAGCCGCUGCCUUUUGGUGAAUGCUCUCGGCCUCCAGUGACCUGGAGUGCCCUUCUUCCUCCAGGGACAGUGGAGGACCCAGAGGCUGCAGGGUGGCACCGGAGACUGAGUGACCCGGGUGCCGUGGGUGAUCACGUAAUCCUGUCUGCACCCCGUGCCAGCCCCCCUAGGCGUGACCUGGGUACUCCCACACUGGUCACGGGGGCCUGCCCUGGACCCACCCCUCACACCUUAGUCCUGCCAAGCCUGACUGCAGGUGUCACCAGCUCCCCAACAGCCCCUGCCUGGAGGGCAGAGCUGAGGGCCUCAGAGCAGGACAGUCCCAGGGAGGAAGUCAGGAUCCCAAGAGAACAGCAGGCUAAAGUGCCCACCCACAGACCACACUUUUGGGGUCUCUUCUUUCUUUGACUUCAUUCUUCUCAAAACUUUGUGGUAUUUUUACCCCAUGGAGUACUGUUUGGCCGGAGACCACAACUUUUUUGUUGUUUUUGUGUUUUGAGAUAGAGUCUUGCUAUGCAGUUCAGAUUGGCCUUGAGCUCACUGUGUAGCCCAGGCUGGUCUCAAACUUGUGGUGAUCCUCCUGUCUCAGCCUCCCGAGUGCUGGGAUGACAGGCUGUGGUCUACUACGCCUGGGGUGAGAAACAUCAAAGCACAAGCUUAACUACGGCUUGAUUUCUCUUAAGUGAGGAAGUUAAACAUCAAGACAAAAACGGGGAGGAGACAAAAGCCAGGAGGGAACAAAAGCCAGGAAGGAGGACCAGGAAGGGGAAGGGCUGCCAUCGCUUCCUGCAGACAUGGCCGAAGACAUUUUUUAAAAUCUUUUGAGCCAUGAAAGUGAGGGAGACUGUGAGACACACACGGGUCUAGCAGUUGCGGGCCAGGCCGCACCAAACGUCACAGGCGGCCUCUUCCGGACGCCCUCCCUCAGCGCCCUCGCGCUGUGCCCCACCAAGGUGGCGCCUGCUUCCCAUGCCAUUAACGCACUCACAGCUCCACCAGCCCCAUUAAGGCCGUGCAUUGCACCUCGGGGUUGUUUGCUUUUGUGCUGUGUGUGUGUGUGUGUGUGUGUGUGUGUGUGUGUGUGUGUAUGGGCGAGUGCACGUGCCCACACCUGUGCUCAUGGCACCAUUAAUCACUACCAGGGGAGGGCUGUGGAUAAAAGCCCACAGGUGACAGUCACGAGAAUUCAAACCCCAGCUGGGCAGUGCACAGACCCUUCCCUCCUGAGAAGAGAAAGGAAAACCAGCCUACUGGUUCCUGCCACUAAGCUGACCAGAUGCAGGCAUCCACGGUGACUUCAGUGUCCACAGUCCAGGUGCAGGAGUGGCUGAGGCAGGGAGGCAGGGUCCAUCCGGGGGACCCUUCUGUCUCCCACCUGUGUCGUCAGGUUCUGGGGCUUCCGGACUGAGCCAGGCCCUGCGCUCCUGGACACACACACUGUCCAGGGCUGCUGCCCAAGUGCCUUGGCCCCCACCUCAGCCUUAUCAGCACCGCUCGGCUGCUCCCCCGGAUGCCAGGCUGCUGCAGAGAUAAGCACUAGGCACACAGGCGGCACUCAGCUGUGCAAACACGGGUGGCACCGGACACAGGACAGGGACCAGAGCGGCACAGCAGGCUGCUGGGCCGUGGGGUUGGGUUGCUCUCCCCACUGCCCCCACCCAGUGUCCCCAGAACCUAAGUCCCCCGGGCUGGGCGUUUCAGGACUCCCACAGGGCUGGGGUGGCCGUGCCCGCCUUUCCCCCCAGAAUCCCCAGGCAGUCGCUGACUCAGGGCACCCACCCUUCCCACACCCUGGGACACCUGGCUGAAGGUCUCUGGUGAUGGGGGCCAUGAGCAGCUGCCCCGUGCCCCAGACUAGGGACACAGAGGGUCACAGCUGGGACCAUACAACCGUCUGUCCUUCCGGCUGUCCAUCCAUCCACCUGGCACAGGCACAAGGUUUGCUGACUGUCAGCUUCAGAGACUUUUCCAGAGUGGUAUGUUUCUGCCUCUGCCGGAAUCCAGUUGUUCCCGCCCCAGAGCCCCUAUUUCUGCUACAAUUUAAGCUACAUUCUCCCUUUUUGGCAUGACUCCAGUCUAAAAGGAAGCCUGCCAAGGACAGGUGUUCAACUCGUGUACUGCAUAAGGGCACUGGAUCUCAAGCUCUGGCCCCCACAGUGGACACCAAGCAGUGCAUGUGGGAUGCAGCAUCCUCACCGGAUGCUGGACCAGCAGGGCGGCUGCCACUCACAGAAACUCAUGGGGCUCAAGGCAAGCGUGGUAAACAGUGACACCAAGGGGAGAGGUGUCCCAGCAGGCUGUCACUCAGAGGCAGGCUCUGUGCUGGCAUGGAGGUGCCGCUUGGUGACCCCACGAGCUGGCGAUGCGAAGGGAGAGGGUGUGGGUGUCAGGGACCGAGCUGGGCUGUGUCACUGCUAUGCCUCUCUGCCUGCCCCGCUGUGUCUUCUCCUCUGAGACUCCCAGGAGGAAGCUGCUGCAACCUUGACCUCACUCUGAGGCCUAAGGCACUGGGACUCAAUGUGACCUGCCCCAUGCCCACACUGUCCCCAAACUGGGGUGACUCAGUGCCCAACAGCAAGAGUGAGCGAUCCACAGGGCACCAGGGUAGAAAUGAGCAGAUGGCAGCUGCAUGGUGCAGGGCUGACUCCCACAAGACCAGCUCUCACUGCGUAGCACAGGCUGAUCUAAAUCUUGGGGACCCUCCUGCCUCAGCCUCCUGAGCACCAGGAUGCUGGGUGGGCUGUGCACUCCUUUGGCUGGUGACACAUGCAGUGCUGAGCAGCAGAAGCAGAGGAAAGGAGUGGCCACCGCCCCUCCUUUUCUGUGGGUCACAGCUGUGGGACUCAGGCCUGGGCUGGCUCGGCUCCCUGGGUUGGGGCACGCAGGGGCCCAGGCAGAGGUGACCUCAACAGGGCCCUCUCCAGGGCUGCACUGGGGACUCAGGGAGGCCCCUCACAGUGACAGUGGAGGGGCCCUGGGCAGGGUGCAGAACAAGGGACCCAGAGCUGUGCUGUGGAGUCAGGAAGCUGGGAGAGGACCAGGGUACGGGGACUGGGCACAGGCUGGGGCAGCGACUUGGUGGUGGGAGACUCAGGCCAGGGGCGUGGGUUGCAGGCAGCACAGGGGCUGCACAAGUGUCCCUGGGGACUCGUGGUCCCUAGACCAUUUUCUUGUUUUUUCUUUUCCACUGCCCCCGGGUGACAGGAGCCAAGCCACAGCUGCCCGUUCCCUCGGGUCCCCAGGCCAAGGGUGCUACUGCCCAGUGACCAGUAGAUGUGUGAAGGGAGGCCACCUUGUCAUCUCCCUGCUUGGGCCACCAGAGGCCCUGAUGGCGUCGGGACCGAGGGACAGGAGGGCUGGGUUGCUGGGAGGAGCCAAGGGUAGUAGGGGCAAUAGACCAGGGCCGGGGUCCCUGCGGUGCCUGGUGUGGCCCCCAGAAGGGGCAUGUGGCAGCCAGGGCCCGGGAAUCCCACCCAUUAUGCUGAGCUUCAGGGGGUUGGGGACCCUCCCCAAGUCACAGGGCACAGGGGCUCAAAGGGAGCCCAGCCCAAGGGAGGCUUUGUGCGCAGAAAGUUGGGGGAGGAGGGGCAGCCCGGAGGCAUCCAGCCUCAGCCAGGUGCUCAGCGGACUGGCCCAUCGCUCGGAGCCUGUGACACGUGGGUGAGGAAUGGGUGACAUGGCUGCCCAGUUGGGAGAGGCUUUUCUUUUAAAGACAAGUUCUCGCUGUAGCCCAGGGUGGCCUUGCACUCUCAGUACCCUCCCGCCUCAGCCUCCUGCGGGCUGAGAUUUUAGAUGCGUGCAGCGUCUAAAAGGGGCUGACUGCUCAGUCCCCUGCCUGUGAAGGAUGGUGGCCGUGUCCCACAGGCUCUGUUCCUGGCUCUAUUUUUCCUUUUCUCCUUUCCUCUAUUAAAAAACAAGUAAAAUCUGUCCAGAACAGAACCAUGGAUAAAUUUGAAGGAAAACUGCA
Molecule: messenger RNA, 6499 nt
Organism: Cavia porcellus (domestic guinea pig)
Lineage: Eukaryota; Metazoa; Chordata; Mammalia; Rodentia; Caviidae
Exons: 3
Coding region: 5261-6196 (311 amino acids)
Source: RefSeq, a predicted model, not a curated record